GGCCACUCAUCUCUAGCAUCGGAAAAAUGCGGCUGUACUCGAGACCUAAAAAAUGUGUCGAUUGCAAAAGCUUCAGGAUAUGGAAUUGGCGUUCGAAUGGGCCACAGAGGGAAAUGGUUAGCUUUCGAAUGCACAACAUCCAUCUCCAUUUGACCUCGGAGAAAAAUCCCUGGUAGACCUUAACUGCAAUAGAGUACAAGUCACCGUGGUUUCCACCGUGCACCAGGAUGCCACUGCAGGCAAGGCAGAGAGAGACGCACCGAACUGGCUGAGGAUUUGAGUGCCCAGAGGACGGCAGUUUGCUCCUGUUUCUUUCAUUUGGCAUCUUUGACAGUACUACAGCUAAAAACGCCGUCACCUCUAUCGAUGAUCCGCGGUAUAUAGAUGGGAUGUUCAAAGUGUAAAGCGUCUGUCAAUGUCUAGCAAUGGUCGAGGACAAAGCCACAACUGUGGAGUAGUUCCCGCAAUAUUUUAGUGCUCAAGUCAACUCGGGCAGCAGGGCAUUUUUCACGUGGUUUUGCAUAGAUGAUAACGUUGACAGAUUCACAAUUCUUCCGUUCGGGUUUGCCGGCACACUUGGGAAAAAAAUCAGGACCAGGUCUUGGAGGCGGCCGAACCACUCACUGGACGGGAGAGGGACCAGCUCAAGCCUCAAAUCGUUGCUCGGGGCAGAAGGAUGACCCUCUGAAAGGGUUGCAAUCGCUGCAGAACUUGGCUAUGAUGGAAGAAGAGUACUGCGCAGCGAGUUGGUUGUUUGCUCACUCCUGCCUGCCGUGGUCUAUGGAUGCAGUGCGUUGGUGUCUAGACAGGAGAGCGGUCUGCACCGAGGGGUCCAUGUGAGGGAUCUGACACGUGCUGCUCUGGCCCCAGGAUUGCCCAGACGAUUGUCAAAGAUGCGCUCGAAGAAGCAAUCUUCCAUCACUGUUCACGACCACACCUUAUCGCCAUCUGUGUAAUCAUGGGAUGGUACGAUCGAAACAGGCGUCAAGGACUGAUGAGAUCACCAAUCGGAGCGAGCCCUGGGCAGAAUCUACCAUCACCCCUGUAACUUACUUUCUGGCUCGCUCGUCCCCGCCCUCGCCCUCGCCCUCCCCUCCCCUCCCCUCAGCCCCCACCCCCCACCUCGCCCGGAGUCCGAUGAUUAGUUUCCCAAGCCACUGGCCUCGCGUAAAGAUUGUCAAUAGAGUGACGCGGCCUCGCAUUGCAAUUGGACGACCAUUACGUGCCGUAGUUACUGGUGAUGGAUGGUCUUCGCUGUGCACCGAUCGCAGUGAUUCGGUGACUCCUCCUCCUCUCGGGUUCAGAUAUUUUUACGCAUCCACAGAUCCCUUCGGCUUUCUGGUGCGUGACCAUUUAAAGUGGCUACAGUGGUGCCGAAUGUAACGAGACAUUGGGCAGAAACUGGCUUCUUGACUGCCUCUAUAGCGUCGAGAGACCGAGAUGGAACAACAUCAGCUUCUUACGAUAGCUUUGAGGCGUCACUGCCAAAGCUCGUGAAGAGGAACGUCGAUGCCUGACGUUGGAGACCUGAGCCCACCUCUAGCCAAAGAUCUCCUGAUGACUGUGACCUCGACACCUCUGGAUGCGUUCUCACUCGAUAUUCGAGCAUUGUAGCCUUCAUAGUGCGACUGGCUGUACGUGCGCAAGUCGAGACCAGUUCUAUGCCUCAGCCGCUUCCAUGUUUUAUGACCGCUGGAUAGGUGCGUGCAUGCGUUUGCCCCAUCCGGAAAGUUCGUGAUGCUUGGCGAGAAAAGUGCCUAUUUGUUAUGCUAGAUGACAUCCACAGCGAGGUAAAGGUGUGGUGAGUCUUAUGCCAUGACUUAGUCCACACGAACGAACAAACAUGAGACAAACAGGAUUUUCGAUGACAGAACAUGUUGAACACUGCCCUUAUCUGGAGACUGCGGAGUUAUCGUGUCAAUACUUCGGUAAUUCGGUAAUUCGGUCCUGUCAUUGGAUGCAGUUUCAGACCAGAGCUCAAUUCCAACGGGAUCUACAUCCAUUCACUCCGCCUAUUGGAAAUGCGAUACAUAUCGCAGAGCCUUUCUUCGUCCAAAUUUAGUUCAAAUCUUUAUGUUUUCUGGGAAAGCCGGAAGUUGUCAAAGCUUUCAACCAUUUGCCCAUUUGACAGAAUGUCGGGCAAAUUUCAAGACCUACAAGUUGCUAUAAAGCUCCCCCCAUUCCGACUACAAGAAAUGUUUGACAAAGCCUAUACGUCAGAAAGAGAGGAAAGAAAUGGGUGACAGGUGGCGAUUAAAACAUUAUAGAGAGAAAGUCCCCCGACACUGAAGUUUGAGCUCCGAGCUCCCAUAAUUUGUGUGACUUGUACGACACGUAUGUACUGGCAAAUCGAAAUAAUUCAGGUUUGCUAGGUCAGCGUGUGAUGAACAUAUAUCUUCAAGCGGCCUGUGAUGAAGAAUUUUAGUCCUG
Molecule: messenger RNA, 2430 nt
Organism: Marchantia polymorpha subsp. ruderalis
Lineage: Eukaryota; Viridiplantae; Streptophyta; Marchantiopsida; Marchantiales; Marchantiaceae
Source: the annotation of a GenBank genome assembly